This is a messenger RNA of Knipowitschia caucasica, 750 nucleotides long. Lineage: Eukaryota; Metazoa; Chordata; Actinopteri; Gobiiformes; Gobiidae. The record is from the annotation of a GenBank genome assembly.
AUGCGGUUCUUGAUCUCGAGCUCAGAGUUGGAGAUGGACACAGAGAAAGCACAUAAGGCAGAGUCAGACAGCGGCUUCAGCAGUGGGCGGAGCUCUCCUGUGAGUGGGCGGAGCUCUCCUGUCCGGGCGGAGUCAGCAAUACAUACUCGGGUGGUCUCUCUGGACUGCGAGAUGGUUGGCACUGGUCCCGGUGGUCGCGUCAGUGAGGUUGCCCGUUGUUCUGUUGUUGGUUACAGUGGAGAGGUCCUGUUCGACCAGUAUGUCCUACCCAUUGGACAAGUCACUGAUUUCAGGAGCCAAUGGAGUGGAAUCAGGAAGUGCCACCUUCGCCAGGCCACGCCCCUCAGCCACACCCGGGAACAGGUCCAGUCUCUGCUUCUUGGUAAAGUACUGGUUGGACACUCUGUGCACUUUGACCUCUCGUCUUUGGACCUUUCACAUCCUGGUCACAUGAUCAGAGACACCAGCUGUUCCCGCCUCCUCACGCGAUUGGCCGGUUUGCCUCGUGAGCCCCGCCCCUCCCUCAAGACUCUGUCCAACCGGCUGCUGCAAAGGGACAUCCAGGUCGGUAGAUCAGGACACUGCUCGGUGGAAGACGCCCGAGCCGCUCUGGACUUGUAUAAACUGGUGGAAGGCGAGUGGGAGAGAGAGAUGCAACUGCAGCUGAUGGACGAGCAAGACCCGACCCCCCCAGCGUACGCAUCAUCACAGCAUUUCCUGAAUGACCAGUACUGGCCCGCCCAUUUCUGA